AUGGCGGAUGUACGUGCAAUGUUGCGCGCGUCACGCGACGCGCGCAAAAGAAUUACCCACCCUCACGCCUCCUACACCUCGAGCGGGAAAUUGGUAUGCAAUUUAUGUGAGACGGUCAUCAAACACGAAUCAGCAUGGCAGAGUCACCUUCAUACUACGCAACACAAUCUUCGACAGACUCGAGCACAAGACGCAGCGAGUGCGCGACCCACGGAUACUGGCAAGAGAAAGCGUAGCGCUUCUGGCUCUGCGAGUCCGCCCGCGGAAUCGAGGAAAAAGAUACGACCAGCUGCCAUCUCGGAUUUCAAAGAUGCCGCAGUGUAUGAGGGGAAUGAAGACACCACACGAACUGUCCAGGCGCAAAGUGUAACGAUCGACAACGCCGCGGAAGAGCUCUCGGAAUUGAAUCAAAAUGUCCCGGCGAAUGACAAGCUCGAUGUCGUAACUUUGGAUGACUUUGAGCGCGAACUAGCAGAGCUUGAGGCUUCCGUGCCCGCUCGACCCGAGUCAUAUGGCGAUGCAACGAUCUUAUCGGCACCUCUGACCGCCGCUGAACUCGCAGCGCAAGCUAGAGAGGAACAAAGUGCCCAACGCGGAAGAAGAGAUCUCGAGAUCGUAGACGAGAGGGAGGAUGCAGCGAAAAUCCUUGAGGACGAAUUGGAAGAGAUGGAGGGACUGGAAAUGCGAGCCCAGAGAUUACGGGCUAGACGCGAGGCACUCAGGACAGUCGAUACUGACUCAAACGGGGGUCACAAAAAGGACAUAGAUGCGGACACAACUGCUGCAAUAAUUGCGCAAUCGCAACAGGCUGAUCACGGCGAAGAUGAAGACGACAAUCGUAGCGAUGACGAAGAUGACGACGCAUACUGGAAUUUCGACGGGCGCUGA
This is a messenger RNA of Dissoconium aciculare CBS 342.82, 888 nucleotides long. RefSeq lists its product as uncharacterized. NCBI's taxonomy places the organism in Eukaryota, Fungi, Ascomycota, Dothideomycetes, Mycosphaerellales, Dissoconiaceae. The record is from RefSeq and is a predicted model, not a curated record. Gene Ontology annotation, molecular function: zinc ion binding; nucleic acid binding. Bases 1 to 888 code for a protein of 295 amino acids. Gene Ontology annotation, cellular component: spliceosomal complex; nucleus. Gene Ontology annotation, biological process: nuclear DNA replication; mitotic DNA damage checkpoint signaling; mitotic DNA replication checkpoint signaling. The transcript has a single exon.